AUGGACGACAACAACAACCCAACCACAUGCUCUCGUCUAAGUCCACCGCCGAGACCCAUUGCUCUUCGACCCGACAGUGUAUCACGUUCCGAAAUACUCUUGACCGUGAAGAAUCGCCCCGAACCGUGGCAUUCGUUAGAUUAUAGUGUGGAAUAUGAGGGUCAGACGAUCUUUUCGAUCCAGGGGUAUCCGUGGAGUAUUGGUCAACGACGGGUUUUCUAUGAUCGGUCUGGAUUGCCGCUUUUUGAGUUGCGGUGUCGGUGGUAUAAUUCGUCGUGUUUGGAAUUGAGGUUACCGGGGCAGAUGGAACAUGUUAUAUUGUCUGCGAAGUUGAGGGUCGCGGUUCGAGCCCCGAAGGCCGUUAUCAGGUUUCGGAAUGCUGUGUCUGAGCAGCGGAGACCGACGGAUUCAAAGAAACGCAAAGGGAAGGGAAAGGUCGAUGCCGAUUACGAUGUCGAUAAUAGUGCUUACCUACCUAAUUCCGAUGAGCUGAUGCUCGAGGUCCGCGAUGAAGAUCCGUACUACCAAACCCAAGUCUUGGUGCUUGGGGACCGGAUCGUGGCGCAUAUUCGUCGAGUGACGAACCCGGCCGAGCUUGCCGAAGGGCCGCAGCCUCCCUUGCGAUAUCGACCGAAGUGGGAAGUGAGAGUUGCGCCUGGAGUGGAUAUGGCGUUGAUAGCGGUCGUGGUUGUUAUAUUAGGGCAACGUGUUACGGGGGAUGAGUAUGACGGUCGUGGUGCAGGAGACAUAUAA
This is a messenger RNA of Aspergillus pseudotamarii, 753 nucleotides long. RefSeq lists its product as uncharacterized. NCBI's taxonomy places the organism in Eukaryota, Fungi, Ascomycota, Eurotiomycetes, Eurotiales, Aspergillaceae. The record is from RefSeq and is a predicted model, not a curated record. Bases 1 to 753 code for a protein of 250 amino acids. The transcript has a single exon.